Colletotrichum aenigma is the source of this 1611-nucleotide messenger RNA. RefSeq names its product Quinate permease (gene qutD-3). Gene Ontology annotation, biological process: carbohydrate transport; transmembrane transport. Gene Ontology annotation, cellular component: membrane. The record is from RefSeq and is a predicted model, not a curated record. The transcript is spliced from 6 exons. NCBI's taxonomy places the organism in Eukaryota, Fungi, Ascomycota, Sordariomycetes, Glomerellales, Glomerellaceae. Gene Ontology annotation, molecular function: carbohydrate:proton symporter activity. Bases 1 to 1611 code for a protein of 536 amino acids.
AUGGGCAAAUCUUUGAUCCAGAAGAUCGUCAAAAAUGAGGCCAUGAAGCAAGACCCCCCUGAGAUUUACGGAUGGCGGGUCUAUGCUCUCGCAUGUUCGGCCUGUUUUGGUGGCCUCAUAUUCGGUAUUGACACAGGUGUCAUUGGUGGUGUCCUUCGUAUGAACGAAUUUCGCCAACUCUAUGAUCUUGUCGAAAAGACAGACCUUGAACGGUCAAAUCUCAGUGCGAAUAUUGUCUCUACUCUCCAGGCAGGCUGUUUCGUUGGCGCCCUCCUCGCGGCCCAAGCCGCUGAUAGGUUUGGUCGUCGGCCUGUUCUUAUCUGGGCGGCUGGUGGGAUAUCCGUGAUUGGCGUCAUUCUCCAAGCUGCUGCUUCAGGUCAUCUCGCGGCCAUAUUCGUGUCCGGAUUUGGUACUGGAUUUGCUUCGAUGGUCAAUCCUCUUUAUGUUGCCGAGAAUGCACCGCGCGCUAUUCGAGGGGGUUUGACUGGCAUCUAUCAGCUCUUCAUCGUAUUUGGCAUUUUUCUGGCUUACUGGAUCAAUUACGGUUGCAUUCAGCAUGUUACCGGUACUGCCAGGUACAUGGUUCCUCUUGUCAUCCAAGGGGUUCCGCCAGUAUUGCUUAUGAUUUCGAUGUCCUUGUGCAACGAGUCGCCGCGCCAUUUGGCCAAGCAGGAUAAAUGGGAAGAAGCCAUCAACGUGCUAUCCAGAAUCCGUGCUCUGCCUCCAGAUCACCCGUACGUGGCAGCAGAGUUUGCUGACAUAAAGUCUUCAAUCGAGGAUGAAAACGCGAUCCUCGAUGGUAUGAGCUUCAUGAGUCUGCAAAAAGAAAUGUGGCUGGUACCUGCAAACAGGAAGCGCGCCAUCAUUUCCAUCCUUCUCAUGUUUUUUCAACAGAUGACAGGGACAAAUGCCAUAAAUUACUAUGCUCCGCAAAUAUUUGCUACUCUGGGAGUUGAGGGUACGGAGAAUGAACUCUUUGCAACCGGUAUCUACGGUCUUGUGAAGCUGAUUGCGGUACUGGUUUUCCUCAUAUUCGUCGCCGACUCACUUGGACGUCGCAAGUCUCUCCUUUGGACAGGGAUUGGCCAAGCACUCACCAUGCUAUACGUCGGUGUCUUUGUCGCUGUGGCAAAGCCACAGGAUCAAGAGGGGGGCCAGGUUACACCCGCUGGGUAUGUCGCUCUUGUCUGCGUUUUCCUGUUCGCAUGCAUGUUUCAGUUUGGUUGGGGCCCUUGCUGCUGGAUUUAUGUCUCCGAGAUUGCGACCACUCGCCUCCGUGCUACAAACGUCUCGUUUGCCGCAGCGACACAAUGGCUCUUCAACUUUGUCGUCUCGCGCGCGGUUCCUCCGAUGCUGGAAACCAUGGGCACUGGUGGGUUUGGAACCUACGUUUUCUUCUGCGGCUGGUGUCUCGUCAUGACGGCUUUCGUAUGGUUCUUCAUCCCCGAGACCAAAGGCCUUUCUUUGGAAGCCAUGAAUCACCUUUUUGGCUUCCAAGAGGAUAUUCAAAACAAGCGCAUUGACACGGAAAGUGCUUCAGUUAAGAAUGAGCUUCAGAAUGGUGGUGAGUCCCAGGCUCAGCACAGCGGCAAUUCUGUACACAGGGCCUGA